AUGGAUGAAAACCAAAGUGCUACCUCAGUUCAAAAUGGAGGCUAUCUUAAAUCAAAUAUAUUUACUUUAACUAUACCAGAGAUUGAUGGGGGUUCAAAUUUAUCAAUUAAAAUGCAUUGGUCUCAGAAAGUAGAAUGCUCCAAUGGUGAGUACUCUUUGAAUGUGCCAUUCACUUUUCCUGAUUUUGUCAAUCCUAUUGGGAAGAGAAUGUCGAAAAGAGAAAAGAUACAACUGAAUAUGGAUGUUGUUGCUUGA
Lathyrus sativus (Indian pea) is the source of this 255-nucleotide messenger RNA. The record is from the annotation of a GenBank genome assembly. NCBI's taxonomy places the organism in Eukaryota, Viridiplantae, Streptophyta, Magnoliopsida, Fabales, Fabaceae.